Messenger RNA from Rangifer tarandus platyrhynchus (Svalbard reindeer), 177 nucleotides. NCBI's taxonomy places the organism in Eukaryota, Metazoa, Chordata, Mammalia, Artiodactyla, Cervidae. The record is from the annotation of a GenBank genome assembly.
AUGGCAGGUCCAGAAGCUGAUGCCCAGUUCCAUUUCACUGGUAUCAAAAAAUAUUUCAACUCUUACACUCUCACAGGGAGGAUGAAUUGUGUGCUGGCCACAUACGGAAGUAUUGCUUUGAUAGUCUUAUACUUCAAGUUAAGGUCUAAAAAAACCCCAGCUGUGAAAGCAACAUAA